Caenorhabditis briggsae is the source of this 198-nucleotide messenger RNA. The transcript has a single exon. The record is from RefSeq and is a predicted model, not a curated record. The coding region runs from base 1 to 198 and encodes 65 amino acids. NCBI's taxonomy places the organism in Eukaryota, Metazoa, Nematoda, Chromadorea, Rhabditida, Rhabditidae.
AUGCCACAAAUAGCUAAGCCUAUGUCACAAAUAGCUAAGCCUAUGCCACAAAAAGCUAAGCCUAUGUCACAAAUAGCUAAGCCUAUGCCACAAAUAGCUAAGCCUAUGCCACAAAUAGCUAAGCGUAUGCCACAAAUAGCUAAGCCUAUGUCACAAAUAGCUAAGCCUAUGCCACAAAAAGCUAAGCCUAUGCCAUAA